This is a messenger RNA of Ailuropoda melanoleuca (giant panda), 2079 nucleotides long. RefSeq names its product SH3 and cysteine rich domain 3 (gene STAC3). The coding region runs from base 647 to 1741 and encodes 364 amino acids. Gene Ontology annotation, molecular function: protein binding. NCBI's taxonomy places the organism in Eukaryota, Metazoa, Chordata, Mammalia, Carnivora, Ursidae. The record is from RefSeq and is a predicted model, not a curated record. Gene Ontology annotation, biological process: positive regulation of voltage-gated calcium channel activity; positive regulation of protein localization to plasma membrane; skeletal muscle contraction. The transcript has 14 exons.
GAAAACCAUUGGGUUCUGCGUGGCAGAACAGAAGUGGAUGUUUCUUACAAUAAAAGCUACGUCAAUUGAAUUGCAGUGCCAAGAUGCCAUAUUAUCCAGGCAUGCUCAGCAGUCCCUGUCCCAUGCAACUGAAGAAGGAUGGCAGCGAGGUAGCCCUCCAACUACCCAUGGAUAAGGAUGCAAUCUAGUCCGCCUGAUAGGAAACCUCUGAGAAUUGAAAUUCUCCUUUCUUCACCAGUUCCUGGCCCUUUCCUUCCUGAAGGUUUGAGGUAGAGGAAGAUCAAUGUUUGAGGGGUAAAAACAUGGCCACAGGGAGACAGCGGCUGAAACGUCAAAAGCUAGUUCCGAAAGAUCCAGGGAAGGUAGAACUGGGGAGGUGUUUGGACCUUGGGGAAAGCUGUUUACAACUUCAUCUUUACCUUCAGUCAUCCAAAAUCACCUCACCCUGUCAUUUCAGCUCUGACACCAAGGCGAGAGACUGGGAGGUCUACAAAUAACGUCUGGGUAGCCGGUGUGAGUACAGAGGGUACUGGGGGGGCUUAGCCCCCAAGGAAGAGGACCAGUCCUCCCCCAGCACCACCAUCAAGAGCCCAGGGGCUCCCUCUUCCCUCCACAGACUGUGGACUGACUUAGGGAAUCCCAAACGAUGACAGAAAAGGAGGUGCUGGAGUCCCCUAAGCCCUCCUUGCCAGCAGAGACUCGGCAAAGUGGGCUACAGCGGCUGAAGCAGUUAUUCAGGAGGGAGUCUCCGGGGACAAAGGAGAUGGAGCUUCCCCCAGAGCCCCAGGCCAAUGGGGAGGCAGUGGGAGCUGGGGGUGGGCCCAUCUACUACAUCUAUGAGGAAGAGGAGGAGGAAGAGGAGGAGGAGGAAGAGCCACCCCCAGAACCUCCUAAGCUUGUCAAUGACAAGCCUCACAAAUUCAAAGAUCAUUUCUUCAAGAAGCCCAAGUUCUGUGACGUCUGUGCCCGGAUGAUUGUGCUCAACAACAAAUUUGGGCUUCGCUGUAAGAACUGCAAAACCAACAUUCACGAACACUGUCAGCCCUACGUGGAGAUGCAGAGAUGCUUCGGCAAGAUCCCCCCUGGUUUCCAUCGGGCCUAUAGCUCCCCACUCUACAGCAACCAGCAGUACGCUUGUGUCAAAGAUCUCUCCGCUGCCAAUCACAAUGAUCCUGUGUUUGAAACCCUGCGCACUGGAGUGAUCAUGGCAAACAAGGAACGGAAGAAGGGCCAGGCAGAUAAGAAAAAUCCUCUAGCAGCCAUGAUGGAAGAAGAGCCAGAGUCUGCCAGAUCAGAGGAAGGCAAACCCCAGGAUGGAAACCCUGACGGGAAUAAGAAGGCUGAAAAGAAGACACCUGAUGACAAACACAAGCAGCCUGGCUUCCAGCAGUCUCAUUACUUUGUGGCUCUCUAUCGGUUCAAAGCCCUGGAGAAGGACGAUCUGGAUUUCCCGCCUGGAGAGAAGAUCACAGUCAUUGAUGACUCCAAUGAGGAGUGGUGGCGGGGGAAAAUAGGGGAGAAGGUUGGAUUUUUCCCUCCAAACUUCAUCAUUCGGGUCCGGUCUGGAGAGCGUGUGCACCGUGUGACCAGAUCCUUCGUGGGAAACCGAGAAAUAGGGCAGAUCACUCUCAAGAAGGACCAGAUCGUGGUCCAGAAAGGAGAUGAAGCCGGCGGCUACGUCAAGGUCUACACCGGCCGCAAGGUGGGGCUGUUCCCCACCGACUUCCUGGAGGAGAUUUAGGCGUGCAGCGCCUGCUGACGGGAGAUACCCAUGCCCCAUUCUGGGCAGGCCCAGUGGAGGUUGGGGAGGAAAGGGGCGAAAGCAGCUAUGCCAGUGGGGGAGGGGUGGGAAGGCCCGCGGCGCAAGACGGGGCUUCCGGGAAGGGACUGGUUCCCGCCCUCCUCCCCCGGCCUCGGGCCUCGGAUACCUGGUAGGCAGAGCAGCCUCACCUGCAACUCUUCAGGCCCAGCCCUUGAGAGCUGGAAAAAUAAGAGCGCGUCUCCACUAGGAGGCGCCCCGGGGGUGUGGGAGGCGAACUGUCGAACGCUGCGAAUGUAUUAAAGUUUUGAAAAAAGGUA